Molecule: messenger RNA, 2397 nt
Organism: Striga hermonthica
Lineage: Eukaryota; Viridiplantae; Streptophyta; Magnoliopsida; Lamiales; Orobanchaceae
Source: the annotation of a GenBank genome assembly
AUGAUUACUGCAACUAUCUCAGAGUUUUAUCAGUUUAUUUACUGUUGUUGCAUUCUUACUGGGAAAUUCUUGAAACAUGUGAAAGAAGUUUCUCGCUUGAGGAGCCUAAUAAAUGGCGAAGCUGAAAGCCAUGGUGCUGAUGCUUUAUCAAUAACAUUUCCAGGAUCUCCUGGAUCCCUUAAAUGGGAGGGACACCAUGGAUUUUCCAGUCCAAUUGUAUCUGAGAAAAAGACGCCUCGUCUUCAUAAGAAGGAGUAUGAAGUUGCCCUUGUCGGAGUUCUCCGGAGGGAAAAGGAUAAAGACACUGCACUUCAAGCUUUGGCAGCAGAGAAUCAGGCAACUCUACAGUUGGCCAAACAAAGAGAAGAUGAAAUCCAAGGUUUAAAGAUGCGAUUACGAUUUCGAGAAUCAGGAAUAAAAAGACUUGAAGCUGUUGCAUCAGGAAAGAUCUCUGCCGAGAUUCACUUGCUAAAAGAAAGAGAGGAGCAUUUAAAGGAAAUAGAGGUGUUGCGUGCUCAGGUAGAUCGUAACCAGGAAACAACAAGAUUUGCUAUGGAGAACUUGCGACUAAAAGAAGAGAUCAGAAGACUGAAGUCAUUCUGUGAAGACGGUGAACGGGAAAGAUUAAAUGAACAGAUAAUUAUAUUAGAAACUAAGUUGCUAGAAGCUCUUGAUUGGAAACUCAUGCAUGAAUCAGAUCCCACUAACAUUCAGAAAGAAAGACACGAUCAGAGUGAUAAUGAUUUUCUGAUAUCCAAUCAGGAAUCUGCAUCACCAUGGCGAACAUCAACCAAUGAGGAGAAUGAAUUCCUACGUAUGCAGGUCUGCCCACCUAGAAACUUGCUCAACAGCCUAUGCUAUAACAAAACAAAUCUCUUCUUCCCUAUCCUAUUGAUCACUCAACUCUUAUAUGCUAAUACAAAAUGGCAUGUCAAUGACUUGACAAAUGAGCUCGAGGUAGAAAGACGUUUGAAAGAAACUACAUCCGAGGAGUCUGAGAAAGGACUUGCCAUACUUCCUUCUCUAGUAAGUAUCGGACAAAGUGACCAAUCGGAGAUCAAAACAAUGGUUGAUGCCAUUGCAGCUGCCAGCCAACGAGAGGCACAAGCACACGAGAUGGCAAUCUUCCUGGCCAAAGAGAACGACGAGCUGCAGGCCAAGCUCAAGGUCCUAAUCGAGGACAACAAUAAACUGAUCGAGCUGUAUGAAAGUGCAGUCUCGGGAAAUCGUAUUCAGGAAGAUAGCAACAUUUGCCUAAAUAAUGUAGCUGAGGAGAAGGCACUCGAGAUGAAAGGAGAUCUUGAGAGGCUAAAUUGUCAACUCACUGAAAUGCAUGAAGAAAAUGAUAGGUUGAUGAGUUUGUACGAGAAGGCCAUGCAAGAGAGGGACGAGCUGAAAAAGAAUAUUGAUUUUAAGCAACAAAAGCUUGUUGAAGUUGAUGGAGGCGAACGUCUCAGGUUUGACUGUGCUUCUACUUGCUCAGACAACGAACGUGACAGGGAGGAAUUGGAUGGCACUGUACCCCAUGUACAGGAUGGACAAGUUAACCCUGAUUUAGAAGACGAAACUUGUUUGCAUGAAGUACAUGUUGGGGAUGAUUAUAGCCAGAGUUUGAUUGAUUUCCAAAUGAGAACAGUGGAUGAGGACGAGUUAAAAGAAAUAAACAAAUGGGAGGAAAUUCGUGCUAGCACAAUGGAUUUGUCAAAAGAAAUGGAUUCUAUAAGAAAGAAGAUUGCGGAUGCACAUGAAAAGCUUUCGUGCUCUGCACAAACAUUAACCGUGUUUGGCUCGCUCGAGCGAGCAUUAGUGGAGUGUGAGGCCCUAGCGAAGUCUAGAUUAGUUUCUUGCUCAGAAAACUUGUCCCGUAAAAAGGAGGAGCUCAACAGUCUUGAGCUGUCCAGACAUGAAGUGACGGAUGCUCUCUCAAAAACUAAAGAAACUAAAGCCGAAUUGAGAAAACUUUCAGACAGCUUGAAGUUGAAAGUAGAGGAUGAACACAGGAAACUGGAAAACGAGAGGGUCCUCUUUGCCAUAGACAACGUUGAGAACAGGAACUGGCAUUCGAGUGCGAAAGCCACCGCUCUAUUGAAAUCCGAGGAGGAGAAAACAAAGCUACAAAACGAGAUAAAGCUGAACAGAGAAAAACUCGGGGUUUUGAAGAAAGAAGCCGAGGUCCUGACGAAGAAUCUUGGAAAAAUAGAAAGCGAGAGAAAAGCUCUUGAAGUUGAAAUUCAGAAAGAGUCUGUAAUUGUCGAGGAAAUGAAUCAGAAACUUGAGAAUAUUAUUAAGGAGAAAGAAAUUAUUCUGGAGGUUCGAGAGAAUGGGAAAAAUGAAUACGAGACGAUGAUCGUAGAUUACUAUGAGAGGCUGUUCGAAAUGGAGUUGAAUGAGGAGUAA